This is a messenger RNA of Branchiostoma floridae (Florida lancelet), 451 nucleotides long. Its product is annotated as probable glutamate receptor. Bases 18 to 284 code for a protein of 88 amino acids. The record is from RefSeq and is a predicted model, not a curated record. The transcript is spliced from 3 exons. Gene Ontology annotation, biological process: modulation of chemical synaptic transmission; synaptic transmission, glutamatergic. Gene Ontology annotation, cellular component: postsynaptic membrane; plasma membrane; dendritic spine. Gene Ontology annotation, molecular function: transmitter-gated monoatomic ion channel activity involved in regulation of postsynaptic membrane potential; AMPA glutamate receptor activity. NCBI's taxonomy places the organism in Eukaryota, Metazoa, Chordata, Leptocardii, Amphioxiformes, Branchiostomatidae.
CAAGGAAAUGGGACGGGAUGAUUGGUGAUGUGUUGUAUGGGAAAGCCGACAUCGCUCUGGCCUCCUUUUUCAUCACAUCUGAAAGACAAGCAGUUGGGGAUUUCACUCUUCCAUACUACAACAGCGGAAGGAUAUUUGCCAUGAAGAGAACAGCAUCAAGGACAUCAAGUGUCUGGGGCUUCAUCGGACCAUUUCAGAAGGAACUGUGGGCCACCAUCUUGUUGACGGCCUUGGCGGUAGGACUCUUUCAAGGUGUUGCCAAUUUAGCAACAAAGGACAUGUAAGACGUAACGCGUCUUUAUUGAUUCAGUUUAAAGUCUUGAGAAGCGUAAAUGUCGACAAACCAAAAUCGUCGCUGAAUAUUUGACUUUGAUUAAUGGGAAGGAAAGCUCUGUAUUGUAAAUGUAAUAUGGUAGGACAGAAUUUCUACUUUACUUUAUUUCUUGUCUGA